AUGAGCGAGACCUGGGACCCUGACCACGCACUGCCGGCCUCUUACCUGUCGUACAAGAGACAGGCAUGUGAUCGUAAGAACCGGCCCGUGGACGAGCUGUGGAACUCACAGUUCCGUGAAGAGUUCGACAAAUGCGGUCACCUCCAGUCAGAAUCAGACAAGGCAGAAUGGUCCUACUGGGCCAGUCAUUUGAAGACUGCCGACUCAACUAGCAUACUGUACAACCAUCUUCUGGGGAAGGCAGGGACUGGAGGAAAGCAUCGCCGCAUGAGCUGGGCGUGCAUCUACGCCGUUCUUUGUAACCAACCAUGGUCUGAAGAGAGCAUCAGAAAUGGUGGCAAGGGAAAGGGGUGGGCAGCCAGAGCCGCUGCCGCACACCCCAAUGCCAACAUCUGGCGGGGACAACCCAACGAAGAGCAAGCUGAUGCGGCCAUUACCGGCCAACAUGACACCGACGAUGAAGCCCAAAGCGCCCGCUACAAGAGCCAGUUAAGGGCGAAGCGUGGCAAGGCUCACGACAGGACCAUCACACAGCGCAUGUACGAUCGCAUGCGAAAGAAGGCCAAGAGUUCCAAGAGCCGCGAUACGGGCGGGGAAAUGAAGAAACUCUAA
Fusarium subglutinans is the source of this 612-nucleotide messenger RNA. RefSeq lists its product as uncharacterized. The transcript has 2 exons. The record is from RefSeq and is a predicted model, not a curated record. NCBI's taxonomy places the organism in Eukaryota, Fungi, Ascomycota, Sordariomycetes, Hypocreales, Nectriaceae. Bases 1 to 612 code for a protein of 203 amino acids.